Seriola aureovittata is the source of this 1609-nucleotide messenger RNA. RefSeq names its product DiGeorge syndrome critical region gene 6 (gene dgcr6). The record is from RefSeq and is a predicted model, not a curated record. The coding region runs from base 26 to 610 and encodes 194 amino acids. The transcript is spliced from 6 exons. Lineage: Eukaryota; Metazoa; Chordata; Actinopteri; Carangiformes; Carangidae.
UCCUCAUUGUAGUGCAUUUAAGGAGAUGGAUGGUUAUCCCGGAGUCAUUGGCGGUGAUUCUACAAAACAACAAGAAAGACAUUACUACCUGUUGUCUGAACUGCAAACAUUAGUCAAAGACUUACCAAGCUCCUUCCAGCAGCGCCUGUCCUACAACACGCUGAGUGACCUGGCUCUAGCACUCAUAGAUGGGACCGUUUAUGAGAUUGUGCAGGGGCUCCUGGAUAUUCAGCAUCUGACAGAGAAAAAUCUGUACAACCAGAGGCAAAAGCUGCACUGUGAACACCAAGCACUCAAGCAAGAUCUUGCACGAAAACACAAAGACGCUCUGCAGUCAUGCAAGUCCCACAAUCUUGCACUUCUUAAAUCAAACCAACAAACGGAACUAGAGGCUCUGGACAUUCGUGUGCGAGAAGAACAAAGAAUGAUGGAUAAGAAGAUUGUAGCGGAAAUGGAUCAAAAAGUGAUAGACCAGCAGAACACCCUGGAGAAGGCAGGAGUCCCGGGGUUUUACAUCACCACUAAUCCUCAGGAGCUGACAAUGCAGAUGAACCUACUUGAAUUGAUCCUCAAGCUUCAGCAGAAGGAGUCACAAUCUGGACUACUAUGAGAAAGAUGAUACAGAAGCUCAAUUGUGCCAAAAGAAACAGACGGUGUACGCUCAUGAUCCAAUGACUGUGAGAUUCACUGUGCUUCAGUUGACGUGUAACAUUGUUGUGUAAGAAGCAACAAGUUGAGAAAAAGUUGAACACGUGUUGUCCCGAGUCGAAUUGGCAUCACCAUCAUAAACCUGUAAGACAAGGCUGGUUCUAAUGUAUUCAAGUAAGUUUCAAGAAGUGAAGGAGAGCAGUAGCAGGUUGUGACAAAAUAAAACGCUUAAAUACCAUGUCACACAUUGUGCAAUUAGGUAGUUGUUUUGUUACAAAUCCUUUGAAGACACGUUGAAGGACUUCUUAAGGACACAAAGAAAUGAACAGAUGGCUGUAACUGCAGGUAAUGCUGUGACCGUUCUGCACUGAGAUGUUCUCUUCGCAAGUGCCUCUUGAUACCUUUGGAGCAGUUGGCGACAUUUGAGGUGAAAAGGAAAGUUUUAUCCUUUGUGUGUACACAGACCCAACUCUGAGCAGCAGCAGUGUAUAAAGCUGAAUUCUGUAACUUUCCACAUGUCAUUGCUUUCUGCAAUGGUGAAAGUGUCUUGGGAGGUUGUGUGUGAACCUGCUGUUAAUUUAAAGCAGCCACUGGACACUUAAAAAAUGGACCAACUCCUACUUGCCUCACCUCAGGAUGUUGAGCUCAAAUGUGUAAAACAGAAACAAGGUGUGAAAUGUGUCAGUUGUGUUCUGGCUCUGAACAGACUUUAUUCAUGGUUAGUUGUUGAGCUAACCUCAGUGCGUUUACAUUGAUAUUUUUUAAAUGUAAAUGUUGGUUAAUGUUAACUGUUUGACAAUCCACAAUUCAGUAAAUACCAAUAAGCAAUUCAUUACUGCUAUGAUAUACAGUGUGAACAAAAUCUGAUAUGGAAAGUAGCAUUAAAUAUUUUUAUGUGAUUUUCCAUUACACAAAUAUCUGCCUUCAUAAAACAAAUGUUAUUAAACGUUUCUCAAAGCAU